AUGUGGUAUCUCAUUUUGGAAUUAGAUUUAAUAUUUGUUAGACUAGCAAAAUAUCAAUUUAUUAACAAAGCACACUGUGAAAUAGAUAAUUUCCAAUUUUUAAAUAUCUCUCUAUCAAUAGUUAAUACUUCAGUUCCAAAAACAAAACAAAAAAAUUAUAUUUUCCAACUUCUCUUAUUACCUUCACAGUUGUUCCCACGCCACCAGCGCAACACCUCUACUUUAAUUAAAAGUUUUGAAUUAUUCAUACAUCAUUACAAUAAUCACCAUCAAUAUCUUUAUUACCACAACAAUUGUUUCAGAAAUAAUCUCAUAAACUUCACAUUCAUUCAACCUUAUACAAAUAUUAAAACAUCCAGCAAACAUUUAAAUAACAUUGAACCAAUUUUAAUAUUAGUACUAUCCAUCCCACCAAAAGCAUCUUACUUAUUGUCAUCUUCAUAUUAUUCUCUCUCUUGA
Heterostelium album PN500 is the source of this 459-nucleotide messenger RNA. RefSeq lists its product as uncharacterized. The transcript is spliced from 6 exons. The record is from RefSeq and is a predicted model, not a curated record. Lineage: Eukaryota; Evosea; Eumycetozoa; Acytosteliales; Acytosteliaceae. Bases 1 to 459 code for a protein of 152 amino acids.